AUGAGCGCUAAAGAUGACGAUAGUGGCCGAAGGAUUAUGCAGAUCCUUGAGCAAAAUCCCACUAAGAACCCCUCCGACUACAGCGAUCAAGACAUUGACCUCAUGCGUCGUGUGGUCUCCUACUGCAAGCGCCAUUUAGCGCAAGAGGAGCGAUCCAAGCAGGACACGAGUAGUAAGAGUUACCGCUCACUCAAGAACUGGGGUCAUGAUUCACUCAAAGAGUAG
This is a messenger RNA of Penicillium expansum, 225 nucleotides long. RefSeq lists its product as uncharacterized. Lineage: Eukaryota; Fungi; Ascomycota; Eurotiomycetes; Eurotiales; Aspergillaceae. The transcript has a single exon. The coding region runs from base 1 to 225 and encodes 74 amino acids. The record is from RefSeq and is a predicted model, not a curated record.